GAGCUAGCAGACCUCGGAGCUACAGGAUGAAUGCAGGCUCGGACCCCGUCGUCAUCAUCUCAGCGGCGCGGACCGCCAUAGGUUCCUUCAAUGGUGCCCUGUCCACCGUGCCUGUCCACAACCUGGGGACAACUGUUAUCAAAGAAGUCCUUCAGAGAGCCAAAGUGGCUCCAGAAGAGGUGUCCGAGGUCAUAUUUGGACACGUUUUGACUGCAGGCUGUGGGCAGAAUCCUACUCGACAAGCCAGUGUGGGUGCGGGGAUCCCCUACUCGGUGCCAGCAUGGAGCUGCCAGAUGAUCUGUGGCUCGGGCCUAAAAGCCGUGUGCCUUGCAGCUCAGUCCAUAGCCAUGGGUGACUCCACCAUCGUGGUUGCUGGAGGCAUGGAGAACAUGAGCAAGGCCCCUCACUUGGCUCACCUGAGAUCAGGAGUGAAGAUGGGUGAGGUGCCACUCGCCGACAGCAUCCUCUGUGAUGGCCUCACAGAUGCGUUUCACAACUACCACAUGGGCAUCACAGCUGAAAACGUAGCCAAAAAAUGGCAAGUGAGCAGAGAGGCCCAGGACAAGGUUGCUGUUGUGUCCCAGAAUAGGGCGGAGCAUGCGCAGAAAGCUGGCCACUUUGACAAGGAGAUUGUGCCAGUGCACGUGUCUUCUAGAAAAGGUCUUACUGAAGUGAAAAUCGAUGAGUUUCCUCGUCAUGGGAGUAACCUUGAAGCCAUGAGCAAGCUGAAGCCUUACUUUCUUACUGAUGGGACUGGAACGGUCACCCCAGCGAAUGCAUCAGGAAUGAACGAUGGUGCUGCUGCUGUGGUUCUUAUGAAGAAGACGGAAGCUGAGAGUCGGAUGCUGAAACCUUUAGCACAAGUGGUCUCCUGGUCACAAGCCGGUGUGGAGCCUUCUGUCAUGGGAGUAGGACCGAUUCCAGCCAUAAAGCAAGCUGUUGCAAAGGCAGGCUGGUCCCUGGAGGAUGUUGACGUGUUUGAAAUCAAUGAAGCCUUUGCAGCAGUGUCUGCAGCAAUAGCUAAAGAACUUGGAUUAAGCCCCGAGAAGGUGAACAUCGAUGGAGGAGCCAUUGCCUUGGGACAUCCUCUGGGAGCAUCUGGCUGUAGGAUUCUAGUGACCUUGUUACACACCCUGGAGAGAGUGGGUGGGACUCGUGGUGUUGCAGCCCUGUGCAUUGGGGGUGGUAUGGGGAUCGCAAUGUGUGUUCAGAGAGGGUGAGCCACCACCCUUACAGUUCUCAUUAAAACACUAAACAGAAUGUGAGACCAGAGGACCAACCUGAGGACAGGAACCCAGGUCGACAGCUUGCUGUACUUUAGUGUGAGACACCCAAGGCUAAGACGUUGAGACAUUGCACUUGACACUGUUAUAAAACAGGGAAAUCCAGUCAGUCAUCAAGGGCUCCAGAGUGAACGACAGUUUCAUAAUUUCCAUGUUUAUUGUCUUUGCUUUCUGGGUAUAAUUUUCUCUGAUCAUUGAUUUGUUUGUUUGUUUGUUUUUGAGUCAGGGUCUCACCAUAUAGCCUGAAAAUCGUUUUGUAGAUGAGCUUGGCUUCAAUUCCCAGAGAUCCACCUUUCUGUGCCUCCUGAGUACUUGAAUUAAAGACAUGCACCGUUAUGCACGGCCCCCAAUAUGAUCCAUUCAAGGAAUGGGGAUGUGGCUUCUGGUUUGAACUUCAGGCUCUUCGCUCAAACACCCCUGCUUGCUUGUUGUCUUGUGGUUUCCCAUUGAUCAAAUCAAGACCAAUCCUGUAAUGGAAAUUGGAUUCAGUGACCUCUUCUAAGCUGAGGUGGUGGGGUAGGUAUUCUAGCUAUUCUAGUCAGAAGAUUGGCCGUUCCAACAAGUGUGCCUCUGGGUUGUUAGAAAGUGAGCAGCAAGCGCCUUCAGUGCAUUUAUUUCUCUGCUUGACCAGACAGGAUGGUACUUGCUUCAAACGUCUACCUUGACUUCCCCAAAAUGAUGAACUGUAACUGGAAUUGAAAGCCAAAUAAACUCUUCCCUCCCUUGCA
This is a messenger RNA of Rattus norvegicus (Norway rat), 2011 nucleotides long. It is a transcript of the gene Acat2, whose product is annotated as acetyl-CoA acetyltransferase 2. Gene Ontology annotation, cellular component: cytoplasm; cytosol. The coding region runs from base 27 to 1220 and encodes 397 amino acids. Gene Ontology annotation, biological process: fatty acid metabolic process. NCBI's taxonomy places the organism in Eukaryota, Metazoa, Chordata, Mammalia, Rodentia, Muridae. The transcript is spliced from 9 exons. The record is from RefSeq and is marked provisional. Gene Ontology annotation, molecular function: acyltransferase activity, transferring groups other than amino-acyl groups; acetyl-CoA C-acetyltransferase activity; acyltransferase activity.